AUGGAGCGCGCCGUGGCCUACGGCUUCUCGGCCGCCAUGAGCGGCGCGCUGCUGCUCUCGUGCCUGCUCUUCGCGGCGCUCAACCGGCGCCAACGCGCGCCCUACAUGGACGAGGCCUUCCACGUGCCGCAGGCGCAGGCCUACUGCGAGGGCCGCUUCGGGCAGUGGGACCCCAUGAUCACCACCCUGCCCGGCCUCUACCUGGUGUCCGUGGGCGUCGCGCGGCCCCUGGCCUGGCUCUUYGGCUGGACGGGCUCCAUCGCCUGCUCCACCGGGAUGCUCCGCUUCAUCAACCUGCUCUUCAGCGUCGGGAACUUCUACUUGCUCUACCUGCUCUUCUCCAGGCUGCAUCCCAAAAGCAAGGCCGUGUCUGGUUUCCAGAGAAUCUUGUCUACAUUAACUCUUACACUGUUUCCCACACUUUAUUUUUUUACAUUCCUUUAUUAUACGGACCCAGGAUCAGUAUUUUUUACUCUCUUUUCAUAUUUAAUGUGCCUUUAUGGUAACCAUAAAACUUCAGCUCUGCUUGGAUUUUGUGGCUUCAUGUUUCGUCAGACAAAUAUUGUGUGGACAGUUUUUUGUGCAGGAAAUGUCGUUGCAGAAAAGCUGAAUGAAGUCUGGAAGACAGAGUUACUGAAAAAAAAAGAUGAAAAAAUUUCCUUCAUUAAAGGAUCAUUUUCAGAUCUGAUCAGAGUAUUACGCUUUCUUACUGAAUACCUCAUAUCAGCUCAAAAUCUAAUUAAGCUUAUUGCUUUAACUUGGCCAUACGUCCUAGUAGUAGUUGUGUUCUUUGCUUUUGUCUUCAUCAAUGGUGGAAUAGUUGUUGGUGACAGAAGUAGCCAUGAGGCCUGUUUGCACUUUCCUCAGCUCUUCUAUUUUCUGUCCUUUACUCUCUUUUUUUCCUUCCCCCAUUUAUUGACCCCUACUAAAGUCAAGAAAUUCCUCAAGACCUUACGGAAGUACCCUCUGCGGUACUGCUUAAUUGCUGUCAUCUCCAUAUUCCUCAUCUGGAAAUUCACCUAUGUUCAUAAAUAUUUACUAGCAGAUAACAGGCAUUAUACAUUCUAUGUCUGGAGAAAAGUCUUCCAAAGACAUGAGCUUGUAAAAUAUAUGUUAGUUCCAGUGUAUAUGUUUGCUGGCUGGAGUUUUGCUGAUAACUUGAAAUCAAAACCAAUAUUCUGGAUUUUAGUGUAUUUUGUGUGUUUAUUUGCUGUUAUAGUUCCUCAAAAGUUGCUAGAAUUUCGUUACUUUAUUUUGCCGUACUUAAUAUACAGGCUGAAUAUUCCAUUUCCAUCUCUUUAUAAACAACUCUUAGAGCUGGUUUUAUAUAUUUUUGUGAAUGUAGCAACAUUUUAUCUUUUUCUAAACAAAACAUUUCAAUGGCCAAAUAGUGAAGAAGAACAGAGGUUUAUGUGGUGAUUUUUUUUUGGUAGCUUUAUUCCAUUAGGAAAACCCAGUUCUGUUUCAGGACUGUAGACCCUGGAAUAAAACAGUGUGCAUUACAUUAUGUAUUUUUUUUCCCAUUGGGAAYGAGGGAUAGAAAUUAAUCAGUUACCUAUUUCCAUGGAACUGAAUGUGAGAAUGGUAUCUGUUGAAUUUUUGAGGUGCAGGAUUAAAUUUGGAAUUAGGGAAAUUUCAGAAAAGCUUUUUGUAAAUACUGUGAAACGAGGGAGAUGUUUACAGCCAUAUUUCAUGAUAAUCAUGUAUUCUAUAGCAUACUUUUGAAGGUAUGACAGUUCAUAAGUAUCAUUUGGAGGUGUACUUUAAAAUAAAGUAUUUAAGUGUUUAAGCUGUUUUUUUUUUUCACCUGGGUACAUAUUUACUGCUCAGCACAGGCCAUUUACAUCUGUGUCUGCUAAAGGCCAAGGUAUGAAACCCUACUAAAAUGCAACAUUCUGAAAAACACCUACAUCCCAAUGAAUUUUCAUGAGUUGUUGGUCAGGAAAUGCAUGCUGCAGUUUUGCAGAGUGUAGGCUCUUAAAUCAUUGAGACGU
Nothoprocta perdicaria is the source of this 1994-nucleotide messenger RNA. Its product is annotated as putative Dol-P-Glc:Glc(2)Man(9)GlcNAc(2)-PP-Dol alpha-1,2-glucosyltransferase. Lineage: Eukaryota; Metazoa; Chordata; Aves; Tinamiformes; Tinamidae. The transcript has 3 exons. Bases 1 to 1419 code for a protein of 472 amino acids. Gene Ontology annotation, molecular function: dolichyl pyrophosphate Glc2Man9GlcNAc2 alpha-1,2-glucosyltransferase activity. Gene Ontology annotation, biological process: protein N-linked glycosylation; dolichol-linked oligosaccharide biosynthetic process. The record is from RefSeq and is a predicted model, not a curated record. Gene Ontology annotation, cellular component: endoplasmic reticulum.